AUGGAUAGGUAUGAGAAAGUGCAGAAGCCAAGAAUUGAUAAUCCUAUUAAGGAGAAUGAGAUUAGAAUAACAACACAAGGAAGAUUAAGGAAUUACAUUACUUAUGCUACUAAUCUUCUUCUUCAGGAGAAAGGAUCUAAAGAAAUUGCUCUUAAGUCUAUGGGCAGAGCCAUUAGCAAAACAGUAAUGAUAGCUGAAUUAAUAAAGAGGAAGAUGGUUGGCCUUCAUCAGAUCACAUCGAUUGGUUCAACUGAUAUCACUGAUACGUGGGAACCUUUAGAAGAAGGACUUCUUCCGCUCGAGACUACUCGUCAUGUGUCCGUCAUAACAAUUAUCCUUUCAAAGGAGGAGUUAGAUACCUCAUCAGCCGGGUAUCAGCCACCUAUUCCAGCAGAUCAAGUCAGACCACUGACCGAACAUGAUUAUGGAGGAGGGCGUUUUAAUGAUGGUGUGCCUGGAAAUGGUGGAGAGGGCGGAUGGAAAGGAGGUCGUGGAUAUAAUGGUAGAGGCCGAACUGGAGGAAGAGGUCGUGGUAAUCGUGGACGUGGUAACAACUAUGGUGCAGUAGCUGGUUCAAUGCCCAUUCAAGGCCAGGGUCGGGGCCAAGGCCAAGGACAGGGACAAGUACAGGGACGAGGUAGAGGUCGUGCUCAGGCUACUAAAUCAAAUGAUCCUGUUCGGGCAUCAGUUGCUUAUGUCUGA
Messenger RNA from Solanum tuberosum (potato), 702 nucleotides. RefSeq names its product protein FAM98B-like. Lineage: Eukaryota; Viridiplantae; Streptophyta; Magnoliopsida; Solanales; Solanaceae. The transcript is spliced from 7 exons. The coding region runs from base 1 to 702 and encodes 233 amino acids. The record is from RefSeq and is a predicted model, not a curated record. Gene Ontology annotation, molecular function: RNA binding.